CGUUAGAGACACAUCUUCGCAGACUUCUGUUUUGGACACUUCUCUGGCACAAAGGCAACGCUGAAAAUGUCUCCAAACAUGAAUUGUGAAGCUCUCCAGUCUUUUUCUCCAAGGCUAACUGUAGCCAAAAGAAAAGAGGCUCUUGAGCUCAGAAAGACUAUGAAACCUUUGAUGGAAAAAAGAAGGCGCGCCCGUAUCAACGACAGCCUGAACCAUUUGAAAAACCUCAUCCUUCCCCUCACAGGCAGAGAUAAGACUCGCUACUCCAAGCUCGAGAAAGCCGACAUCCUGGAAAUGACUGUGAGGUUCCUCAGUGACAUUCCCCCUGUUAACACCAAAAAUUCCGCAGACAGUUACAAGGAAGGCUACAAAGCUUGUCUCCAGCGCGUCUCCGCUCUGCUUCCCAAAACGAGCCUAGACCAAGACGCGUGUCAGCGGGUGAAUGACUUCGUCCAGCAGUCCAUGUCCGCGACAGUCACCCCGGCCUGCCUAAACUGCUGCGCUCAGAGCUUCCCUCAGAUCCAGCACAGACUCCUGAGCCUCAAAUCCAGCUUCAGCUCCAGACAGGAGAGCCAGUCCCGCAGCGGCGCAGUGGCUCCCAGACGAGCUCAGCCAGGUCCGCAGGCUGUCAGCGCUGCCAUGUGGAGACCUUGGUAGAGGUCGGGUCUCCCAAAAGCCUGUGAAAAGACUGUAAAGUGUUUCAUAUGUAGGCAACACGUUGAGAUAGCAUUACUUGUAAAUAUGCACAGUGAUUCACCGCCUCGUUUCCGUUGAUGAAAAGCCAGAAUUCAUCGUUAAAUCGUAUUGGUUGAGUAUUAUAUACUUACGUUUUGCGCACGAGUCUGUUGUCCUGUAUAAGUUGACAAGUUUAGACAGUCGUAUUUUUUUAAAUCUGCAUGUAUGUAUACGUUAAAUAUUUAGUCCUCUUUGCGGACUAAGUGAUUAAGGGCCAUUGAAACAGCCCUGUAAGACCCAAAGGGUCAGUGUGUAUGAAUUUGCACCAUAGACUUCAGUGUCUGUGCAGAUGGAAUAUGUAGACCUAUUAUGUGUCACUGUCAGUAUCUCUGUUGGGAUGUGUUUUAUUUUUGCUAUUUACAGCAAAUGUCGUAUAUAUGUUAUAUAAACACUAAUAAAACUACGAUGUCGUGGUUAGAUCUUG
Siniperca chuatsi (mandarin fish) is the source of this 1159-nucleotide messenger RNA. RefSeq names its product transcription factor HES-2-like. Gene Ontology annotation, biological process: regulation of transcription by RNA polymerase II; regulation of neurogenesis; anterior/posterior pattern specification. The coding region runs from base 67 to 657 and encodes 196 amino acids. The record is from RefSeq and is a predicted model, not a curated record. Gene Ontology annotation, molecular function: RNA polymerase II cis-regulatory region sequence-specific DNA binding; DNA-binding transcription factor activity, RNA polymerase II-specific; protein dimerization activity. The transcript has 4 exons. NCBI's taxonomy places the organism in Eukaryota, Metazoa, Chordata, Actinopteri, Centrarchiformes, Sinipercidae. Gene Ontology annotation, cellular component: nucleus.